AACUCGAGCACCCGUUGAAAUUUCUCCAUUUUUUCUGUAGAGAAACUUUUCUUAGCCUUCUGCUAACUUAGAAAGAAAGAAAAGAAAUAUUUCCUCCUUCCAGUAUAAAAACCUUCACAAAAAAUAAAAAAAAGAAAAGAAAGCUCCACAAAUCUCACCCACCACGAAAUCUCAGGCUGCCGCGACGAUCAGAGGUACUGCCGCCGCUGCCGCUGGGUUCGAAUCCAAUUCCUCGCGAUCGCCGCCACUAGGAGAAGAAGUGGAAGACUAAGAAGGAGACAAGAAGAAGAGGAGGAGGAGGAGGAGGAGGAGGGGGAGAGAAGAAGGGGAUGGGGGAUUCGAGUUUGGACCUCCAGGAAUCGGGGUGGGAGGAGCUUCGCAAAGAGGCGAGAAAGAUCGAAGGGGAUCUCGACGUCAGGCUCUCCUCCUACGCCAAGCUAGGCGCCCGAUUCACUCACUCUUCCGGUUAUGCAGACAAUAGUUCACCUGUUGUAUCUAGCAGAUCAUGGAAGUCUAUGGAAAUAGAAAUCCAGUCUUUACUAGAGAAGCUACUGGAUGUUAAUGAUGGAAUGAGUCGAUGUGCUCCGUCGGCAGCACCUACCACUUCUGUAACCCAAAAGCUUGCAAGGCACAGAGACAUACUUCAUGAAUUCACACAGGAAUUUAGAAGAACAAAGGGAAACUUAAAUUCCAUGAUGGAGCAUGCUGAGCUUCUCAACUCUGUUAAAAGUGAUAUCAGUGAAUCAAAGGCAUCUGGCAGCAUGUCACCCGGAGUACAUUUGUUGAGGGAGAGAGCUUCAAUUCAUGGAAGCAUAAAUCAGAUUGAUGAGGUGAUUGGUCAAGCACAAGGCACAAGAUCAGUUCUGGGCACACAAAGGGCUUUGUUUGGGAAUGUUCAGGGAAAAGUCAAGCAGCUGGGUGACAAAUUUCCUAUAAUUCGAGGCCUUCUUGGUGCCAUUAGAAGGAAGCGCUCCAAGGACACACUUAUUCUAUCUGCAGUCAUAGCAGCUUGCACUUUGUUCCUAAUUAUUUAUUGGCUUUCAAAAUGAUGAAUAUUCUGAAAGGCAGCAGAGCAAGUGAGAUGCUGCACCAGUUUUCAUGGUAUUCCAAUGUGCAUGAAGUCAAAAAGCCAGCAGUCAAGUACUGCUUUAUAUCAAUCAAUACAGCAGAUAUUGGAUCGCAUGCAAGGAGAAUAUUAGAUCCAUACAAUUUUGUCAGAGAUGGGGUUGACAAUUAUGCUCUUGCUUUUUCUUUUUUCGGUAUUCUUUUCAGUUCACUUUUAUGUACAGUUUUUAAUGGAUUUUUUGCAUCAUGAAGAUCUUAAUUGAGCUUGCAUUACAAAA
This is a messenger RNA of Phoenix dactylifera (date palm), 1343 nucleotides long. Its product is annotated as Golgi SNAP receptor complex member 1-2-like. Gene Ontology annotation, cellular component: SNARE complex; Golgi medial cisterna; Golgi membrane. Lineage: Eukaryota; Viridiplantae; Streptophyta; Magnoliopsida; Arecales; Arecaceae. The record is from RefSeq and is a predicted model, not a curated record. Gene Ontology annotation, molecular function: SNAP receptor activity. Gene Ontology annotation, biological process: vesicle fusion; endoplasmic reticulum to Golgi vesicle-mediated transport; inter-Golgi cisterna vesicle-mediated transport.